Ceutorhynchus assimilis (cabbage seed weevil) is the source of this 1084-nucleotide messenger RNA. The record is from the annotation of a GenBank genome assembly. Lineage: Eukaryota; Metazoa; Arthropoda; Insecta; Coleoptera; Curculionidae.
GUUCUUUUCUAUCUAUAGUCAUUGAAGCAAGAUGAGCAUAAUCGAAAAUUUAACCCAAUAACAAAAAUUUGUGGUUUGCAUGCGCUUGUCAAUUUUGUACUCUUCGAGUUUGUUUUCAUGAAGACUUUUGUCAUUGAUUUUCUAAUUUCCUCUUAAUUUUCCUUUAAAUUCUCAGUUUUCUAAUAGAGAAUGGGCGACGUAGGCCAGUCCACGGCUAAUACUUCUAACAAAGAAAUGACCAGCAACCAAGACGAACUUAUUUUGGCCCAGCAAAGGCAAAUCGAAAAAGAGAUCUCAGAAUCUAUUCCCUUGGUUGGAGAAUUAGAACCUGUAACGUCAUUAAGCUCAGAAUACUCUGGUGAUGAUAUCUACCUAGCUAAAGUAAAUGACUUGGCUGCAAAGUAUAGCUCUAUGAGAAGGACAAGACCAGAUGGUAACUGUUUCUUUAGAGCAUUCACUUAUGCUACUUUAGAGAGACUAUUGGGCAAUAAGGAAGAGUUCAACAGUUUUUAUAAGUUGGCUGAAAAUAGUAAAAACGUUCUGGUUGAGCUUGGUUUUCAACAGUUUACUCUUGAAGAUUUUUAUGACACUUAUAUGGACGUAUUGAAGCGUUUGGCAGACAUAGACAAUGUUGAUGACGCUAGAAGAGAACUGCAUACAGUGUUCAAUGAACAAGGAUACUCUGACUAUAUGGUGGUUUACCUAAGACUGUUAACUAGUGCUCAACUACAAAAAGAAAAAGAUUUUUAUAGUUGCUUUAUUGAAGGAGAGAGAACAGUAGCCGAUUUCUGUCAUCAAGAAGUUGAACCAAUGUAUAAGGACAGUGACCAUAUUCACAUUAUGGCAGCUUGCUCAGCUCUAAAUACUGGAGUUAGAGUUUUAUAUAUGGACAGAGGAACUGGCAAUAUUGUAACUCAGCAUGAUCUCCCUGAAGGCUGCACUCCGACUGUACAUUUGCUCUACCGUCCCAGUCAUUACGAUAUUCUUUAUGUAUAAUAAAAAAAGGCGUCAAAGAUUGUGUGUUCAUUAAGUUAUAUAUAUAUUUUUUUUUGUAAUGAAUAAAUAAAUUAAUUGUUAUUAAGGA